AUGGCUGCCCUCGGCGAGGAUUUGCUCAGCACCGUCAACAAGCUACAGGACCUGGUCUUCAAUACCAUCGGCAAUGACUCUCUAGAUCUUCCCCAGAUCGUCGUUGUCGGCUCUCAGUCGGCGGGCAAAUCGUCAGUCCUCGAAAACAUCGUCGGCCGCGACUUUCUGCCCCGAGGAAGCGGCAUCGUCACCCGGCGGCCCCUGAUCCUCCAGCUCAUCAAUGUCCCCGACGACGACGAUGCUCCAGACCCCUCCAGAGAUCCCUUCAGCUCUGCCUCAUCCGCCCGCCGCUCCGAGUGGGCAGAAUUUCACCACAUCCCCAACCGUAGAUUCAGCGAUUUUUCAGACAUCAAGCGCGAGAUCGAGAACGAGACGUCGAGGGUCGCCGGCAGCAACAAGGGAAUCAACAGACAGCCCAUCAACCUCAAGAUCUACUCGCCCAAUGUCUUGAACCUCACCUUGGUCGAUCUCCCGGGCUUGACAAAGGUGCCCAUUGGCGAUCAGCCGACCGACAUCGAGAAGCAAACGCGAAACCUCAUCUCCGAAUACAUUGCCAAGCCCAACAGUCUUAUCCUCGCCGUAUCGCCUGCCAAUGUCGACAUUGUCAAUUCCGAAGCCUUGAAGCUUGCCCGCCAUGUGGAUCCACUCGGUAGGAGGACCAUCGGCGUCCUCACCAAGGUCGACCUAAUGGAUCACGGCACCAAUGCGCUUGACAUCCUCUCAGGCCGCGUGUACCCUCUGAAACUCGGCUUCAUUGGCGUGGUGAACCGGUCCCAGCAGGAUAUCCAAGGCAACAAGCCCAUGGACGAGGCCCUCAAAGCUGAGAAUGACUUCUUCAAGCACCAUCCAGCCUAUCGCAACAUCUCAACCAGAUGCGGCACCCAUUUCUUGGCAAAGACGCUCAACACCACCCUCAUGUCGCACAUUCGAGACCGGCUGCCGGACAUCAAAGCUCGUCUGAAUACGCUCAUGGGCCAGACCCAGCAAGAGCUCGCCAGCUAUGGCGACAUGCACUUCAGCGGCAAGGAGCACCGUGGAUCUCUCAUACUGCAGCUCAUGACGCGCUUCGCAAACUCUUUCAUCGCCUCCAUCGACGGCACUUCGACCGAGAUAUCGACCAAGGAGCUUUGCGGUGGUGCGCGCAUCUACUACAUCUUCAACUCUGUCUUCGGCAGCUCCCUCGAGACCAUCGAUCCCACAUCCAACUUAUCUGCGCUGGACAUCCGCACCGCGAUCCGCAACUCCACCGGGCCGCGGCCUAGUCUCUUUGUGCCCGAAAUGGCCUUUGACCUUCUCGUCAAGCCGCAAAUCAAGCUGCUCGAAAUCCCUAGCCAACGCUGCGUCGAGUUGGUGUACGAGGAGUUGAUCAAGAUCUGCCACACCUGUGGCUCAACCGAACUUUCCAGGUUCCCCAGAUUACAGGCCAAGCUCAUCGAAACCGUUUCAGACCUGUUACGUGAGAGGCUCGGGCCUGCAUCGUCCUAUGUCGAGUCGCUCAUUUCCAUCCAGCGCGCGUACAUCAACACGAACCACCCCAACUUCCUAGGUGCCGCCGCUGCCAUGAGCAACGUCGUCAACGCAAAGCAGGAGCGCGAACGAAAGCGGUUCAUCCAAGAAGAGCGCGAACGGCGAGAGAAGCGACGCCUCAAGGAGCUUGGCGCCAACGGCGUGGAGCCGGCCGAGGAGGGCGAGGAGGCUGAAAAGGGAGAACUCAGUGUGCGCAAGGCUGGCUCGAAGCCUCCGCGCAGCCUGUCCCCGGCAAUCCAAGAGCAUGUCCACGGUAGCCUGGCAGCUGCCGUCAACGGUGGACGACCGCAAUCCCCGUCGCGGCUCAACGGCCAAGGCUUGGGUGCCCGAGACACGUUCUUGAACUAUUUCUUCGGCAAGGAGGGCGUCACCCCGCCCAACUUUACCUCGUCAAGUCCCGUAGGCGCAGGCCGGCAUUUGAGCCCCGCAGGUGAGCCCGCCUCCUCUCUGGGCGUUCGAAGAGAGGACAGGGUCGCGCUCCGUUCAGCCCCGCCGCGGGACGAUGAAUAUGAGCCCACCGGCAAGAGUUACGGAUUGGCGUCACAAUUUGGAGAGUCGAACGAGCCGGCCCUGACGGACCGCGAGGCCAUGGAGACGGAGCUCAUCAGGGCCCUCAUCUCGUCCUACUUCAACAUUGUGCGCGAGUCGAUUGCCGACCAGGUCCCCAAGGCCGUCAUGCACCUCCUCGUCAACCACUGCAAGGACGUUGUGCAGAACCGCCUCGUCAGCGAGCUGUACCGGGAGAGCCUGUUUGAGGAGCUGCUGUACGAGGACGACGCCGUCAAGAAGGAGCGCGAGAAGUGCGAGAAUCUUCUCGCCACGUACCGCGAGGCGGCUAAGAUUAUCGGCGAGGUGCUGUGA
Hirsutella rhossiliensis is the source of this 2388-nucleotide messenger RNA. RefSeq names its product dynamin domain-containing protein. Gene Ontology annotation, molecular function: GTP binding; microtubule binding; GTPase activity. NCBI's taxonomy places the organism in Eukaryota, Fungi, Ascomycota, Sordariomycetes, Hypocreales, Ophiocordycipitaceae. Gene Ontology annotation, biological process: mitochondrial fission; peroxisome fission. The coding region runs from base 1 to 2388 and encodes 795 amino acids. Gene Ontology annotation, cellular component: cytoplasm; microtubule; mitochondrion. The transcript has 4 exons. The record is from RefSeq and is a predicted model, not a curated record.